Ochotona princeps (American pika) is the source of this 7593-nucleotide messenger RNA. RefSeq names its product dedicator of cytokinesis 10 (gene DOCK10). The transcript is spliced from 57 exons. Bases 297 to 6917 code for a protein of 2206 amino acids. Lineage: Eukaryota; Metazoa; Chordata; Mammalia; Lagomorpha; Ochotonidae. Gene Ontology annotation, molecular function: guanyl-nucleotide exchange factor activity. The record is from RefSeq and is a predicted model, not a curated record. Gene Ontology annotation, biological process: positive regulation of GTPase activity; regulation of cell migration; small GTPase-mediated signal transduction.
CUGACCCAGGAAUCAAGCAGUUGUCGUAAUGAACAGAAAACAUGUUCUCAAAAUGAAUUGAGAAAUACUUUCAGGGAGAAAUGCUGUGAUAUUCUUGAGUGUGUUUCCGUGGAUCCAAUCUUUCCAAUCUCUGCAUCCAAGCUAUUUGGCCCUGGUCAGAUGAUCAGAGCUGAAGGAAGCGAUUGGAGAGUGAGCCGCCUGCAGCUGCAGCGUAGGCUGUUUCAGGGACAAGGAGCCACUGUUUUUCAAACAUAGCAUCAACAUAGAAGUUAUUCCGUAGGCUCCAGGAUGCAGCGAUGGGCUGCACUGCCAGCAUUGUUUUGCUUCAAGCUUUUCGCUCUGUGGUCCAGAGGAGCUGUCCACACAUUUGCAGACGACGGCAGGAGGAACCAUCCCAUGAAAUUUUGCCUCUGGAAAGUGACGAUGAAAUGAGUAGACCCAGAACGCUCAUCAUAAUGCAGGACAAGCCUAGGCUGCUCGAGCCUUUGGAUUAUGAAACUGUCAUUGAAGAACUUGAGAAGACCUAUCGGGAUGAUCCUCUUCACGAUCUUCUGUUCUUCCCCGGUGAUGACUUCUCUACAGCCACAGUGCCCUGGGACAUCCGAACAUUGUACUCCACCGUCCCUGAAGACGCAGAGCACAAGGCAGAGAACUUACUGGUGAAAGAGGCUUGUAAAUUUUAUAGCUCCCAGUGGUAUGUAGUAAACUACAGAUAUGAACAAUAUUCUGGAGACAUUCGACUGUUACCCAGAGCAGAAUACAAACCAGAGAAACUGCCUUCGCAUUCUUUUGAAGUUGAUCAUGAAGAUGUGGAUAAAGAUGAAGACACCACUUCCCACUCAUCCUCCAAGGGUGGCGGGGCAGCAGGAGGCACUGGCAUUUUUAAAUCUGGCUGGCUGUACAAGGGGAAUUUUAACAGCACCGUGAACAACACCGUUACUGUUCGGUCAUUCAAAAAGCGCUACUUCCAGCUGACUCAACUGCCAGAUAACUCCUAUAUUAUGAAUUUUUACAAAGAUGAAAAAAUAUCCAAAGAGCCAAAAGGCUGCAUCUUUUUGGAUUCCUGUACAGGUGUGGUGCAGAAUAACAGACUAAGAAAACAUGCCUUUGAACUGAAGAUGAACGACCUGACCUACUUUGUACUGGCAGCUGAGACAGAGUCUGACAUGGAUGAGUGGAUCCACACGCUGAACCGCAUCCUACAGUUCAGCCCCGAGGGGUCUCUCCAGGGCCGCAGGAGCACGGAGCUCACCGAGCUGGGGCUGGAUUCACUGGAUAAUUCUGUGACUUGUGAAUGCACGCAGGAGGAAACAGAGUCUUCUGAGAACAUCCUGCACCCAGACUUUGCAAAAUACCUCACAGAAACUGAAGACUCAGUUAAAGCAACUAGAAACAUGGAGAGGCUAAAUCUGUUCUCCCUGGAUCCAGAUAUUGAUACAUUGAAAUUUCAAAAGAAGGAUCUUUUAGAACCUGAUUUUGGAAUCAAGCCCUUCGAAGAAAAAGCUGCCAAGAGAAUCAUGAUCAUUUGUAGGGCUCUCACCUUGAAUCUUCAGGGAUGUGUUACGGAGAACGAGAAUGAUCCAGUGACAAACAUUGAGCCUUUCUUUGUGAGUGUGGCACUGUAUGACCUCAGAGACGGCAGGAAGAUGUCUGCGGACUUUCAUGUGGACCUCAACCACCCAGCCGUCCGGCAGAUGCUCCCGGGGGCUCCUGUGGCCUUGGAAAACGGCAACAUCAACACUAUCACUCCAAGACAAUCAGAAGAACCUCACGUGAAAGGGUUCCCAGAGGAAUGGCUGAAAUUCCCCAAGCAGGCUAUAUUUUCUGUAAGCAACCCACAUUCUGAAGUCGUUCUGGUGGCCAAAAUUGAGAAGGUCCUGAUGGGAAACAUUGCAAGUGGUGCCGAACCUUAUAUUAAGAAUGCAGACUCCAACAAGUAUGCACAAAAAAUACUGAAAUCCAACAGGCAGUUCUGCAGCAAGCUGGGGAAAUACCGGAUGCCAUUUGCUUGGGCGGUACGGUCAAUAUUUAAAGAUAAUCAAGGAAAUGUGGACAGAGACGCAAGAUUUUCACCAUUAUACAGACAAGAAAGUAAUAAGAUUUCAACUGAGGACCUGCUUAAAUUAGUGUCAGAUUACCGAAGGGCUGAUCGAAUGAGCAAAACGCAAACCAUUCCUGGAAGCCUGGAUGUCACAGUCGACAACGUGCCUUUGGAGCAUCCAAACUGUGUAACAUCGUCCUUUAUCCCUGUCAAGCCUUUCAACGUUUUGGCUCAAGAAGAACCCACAGUGGAGGUGGAAGAAUUUGUCUAUGACACAACCAAGAAUUGCCGGCCUUACAGAGUGUACAAAAAUCAGAUUUACGUUUACCCCAAACAUCUCAAAUACGAUAGCCAGAAAUGUUUUAACAAGGCACGAAAUAUAACCAUGUGCGUUGAAUUCAAAAAUUCUGAUGAAGAAGGUGCCAAGCCCUUGAAGUGUAUUUAUGGGAAACCCGGAGGGCCCCUCUUCACCACAUCCAGCUACUCUGCAGUUCUACACCAUUCCCAGACUCCAGAUUUCUCGGAUGAGGUGAAAAUUGAGCUGCCAACACAACUCCAUGAGAAACACCAUAUUUUGUUUUCUUUUUAUCAUGUCACCUGCGACAUAAAUGCAAAAGCGAAUGCCAAAAAGAAGGAAGCCCUGGAAACUUCAGUUGGAUACGCCUGGCUUCCUCUGGUGAAGCAUGAUCGGAUAGCUUCUCAGGAAUAUAACAUCCCAGUAGCUGCAAGUCUGCCUCCCAAUUACUUAAGCUUCCAAGAUUCCGCAAAUGCAAAGCAUGGUGGGAGUGAUAUUAAAUGGGUGGAUGGUGGCAAACCACUUUUCAAAGUAUCGACGUUUGUCGUAUCAACAGUGAAUACUCAGGAUCCACAUGUGAAUGCAUUUUUUCGACAGUGCCAAAAAAGAGAGAAGGAUAUGUCUCAAUCGCCUACCUCAAAUUUCAUCCGCUCUUGUAAGAAUUUAUUGAACGUGGAGAAAAUCCAUGCAAUCAUGAGUUUUCUACCUAUAAUCUUGAAUCAGCUCUUCAAGGUUCUGGUACAGAAUGAAGAGGAUGAAAUAAGCACAACCGUCACCAGGGUUCUGACUGACAUUGUGGCGAAGUGCCACGAGGAGCAGCUAGACCACUCAGUCCAGUCAUACAUCAAGUUUGUGUUCAAAACAAGUUCAUGCAAGGAGAGAACUAUACAUGAAGAACUGGCUAAAAAUGUGACUGGUCUUUUGAAAUCCAAUGACUCAACGACUGUGAAGCACGUGCUGAAGCACUCAUGGUUUUUCUUUGCAAUUAUCCUAAAAUCAAUGGCACAGCACCUGAUUGACACAAAUAAAAUUCAGCUUCCCCGAGCACAAAGAUUUCCUGAGUCUUACCAAAGUGAACUGGACAAUCUUGUGAUGGUCUUAUCUGACCAUGUGAUUUGGAAAUACAAAGAUGCAGUUGAAGAAACAAGAAGAGCAAACCACAGUGUUGCCAGAUUUCUUAAGCGCUGCUUCACUUUCAUGGACCGGGGGUUUGUGUUUAAGAUGGUGAACAAUUACAUCAGCAUGUUCUCGUCCGGUGAUCUCAAGACCUUAUGCCAGUAUAAAUUUGAUUUUCUUCAAGAAGUGUGUCAACAUGAGCACUUUAUUCCUUUGUGUCUCCCCAUAAGAUCAGCAAACAUUCCAGAUCCUGUGACACCUUCAGAAUUUACUCAAGAGUUACAUGCAUCAGAUAUGCCUGAAUAUUCGGUCACAAAUGAGUUUUGCCGCAAGCAUUUCUUGAUUGGAAUUCUGCUCAGAGAGGUUGGCUUUGCUCUGCAGGAAGACCAAGACAUAAGGCACUUAGCUUUGGCCGUCCUGAAAAACCUAAUGGCCAAGCAUUCAUUUGAUGAUCGAUACAGAGAACCAAGAAAGCAGGCCCAGAUAGCAGGUCUGUACAUGCCCCUGUACGGCAUGCUGCUGGACAACAUGCCAAGAAUCUACCUGAAGGAUCUGUAUCCCUUUACUGUCAAUACAUCCAAUCAGGGUUCCCGAGAUGACCUGAGCACUAACGGAGGAUUCCCAACUCAGACAACCAUGAAACAUGCCAACUCGGUGGAUACGUCAUUUUCUAAGGAUGUUUUAAAUUCCAUAGCAGCAUUUUCAUCAAUAGCUAUUUCUACAGUAAACCAUGCUGAUUCCAGAGCAUCGCUGGCAAGUCUCGAGUCCAAUCCGAGCACCACGGAGAAGAGCAGUGAGAAGACGGACAACUGCGAAAAGAUCCCAAGACCGCUGUCUUUGAUUGGCUCCACUCUUCGCUUUGACAAGUUAGAUCAAGCAGAAACGAGAAGCCUUCUCACGUGCUUUCUUCACAUCAUGAAAACGAUUGCAGAUGAGACCCUUAUUGCCUAUUGGCAGCGAGCACCCAGUCCUGAGGUCUCCGACUUCUUCAGCAUCUUGGAUGUCUGUCUUCAAAAUUUCAGAUACCUCGGAAAACGCAAUAUAAUAAGAAAAAUUGCUGCUGCGUUUAAGUUUGUGCAGUCCACUCAGAACAACGGAACUCUCAAAGCAUCCAAUACUUCCUGCCAGACAUCAGCUCUCUUGCCGCAAUGGAUGCACAACACUUCUAGCCAUGAAGGACACAAACAGCACAGAUCACAAACUUUACCUAUAAUUAGAGGCAAAAAUGCACUUUCUAACCCAAAACUCUUACAGAUGUUAGACAAUACGAUGACCAGCAAUGCCAAUGAAAUCGACGUUGUGCACCACGUAGACACUGAAGCCAAUAUAGCCACAGAGGUGUGCCUCACCAUUCUAGACCUGCUGUCACUCUUCACUCAGAUGCACCAGAGACAACUCCAACAAUCUGACUGUCAGAAUUCACUGAUGAAAAGGGUCUUUGAUACCUACAUGCUCUUCUUCCAAGUCAACCAGUCGGCCACAGCACUGAAGCACGUAUUUGCCUCUUUGAGACUCUUUGUGUCCAAGUUUCCAUCAGCGUUCUUCCAAGGCCCCGCUGACCUGUGUGGGUCAUUCUGCUAUGAAGUUCUGAAAUGCUGUAACCACAGGUCGCGGUCAACUCAGACAGAAGCCUCAGCACUUCUGUACUUUUUCAUGAGGAAGAAUUUUGAAUUUAAUAAACAGAAGUCGAUUGUCCGGUCCCACUUACAACUCAUCAAGGCUGUGAGCCAAUUAAUAGCUGACGCUGGGAUUGGAGGCUCUCGAUUUCAACAUUCCCUUGCAAUUACCAACAAUUUUGCUAAUGGAGACAAGCAAAUGAAAAACAGCACUUUCCCAGCAGAGGUGAAAGACCUGACUAAGCGUAUAAGGACAGUUUUGAUGGCCACAGCGCAGAUGAAGGAGCAUGAAAAGGACCCCGAGAUGCUGGUGGAUCUCCAGUACAGCCUGGCAAACUCCUAUGCCAGCACGCCUGAACUGCGGAGGACCUGGCUCGAAAGCAUGGCCAAGAUCCAUGCCAGGAACGGGGACUUAUCCGAGGCCGCCAUGUGCUAUGUCCAUAUCGCUGCCCUCAUUGCAGAAUACCUGAAAAGAAAGGGUUACUGGAAAAUGGAAAAGAUUUGCACAUCACCCAUGCUCCCAGAGGAACCCCACCCCUGUGAUAGCAAUGCCUUACUAACAACUCCAGGUGGAGGAAGCAUGUUCUCUAUGGGAUGGCCGGCUUUUCUGAACAUUACGCCCAAUAUUAAAGAAGAAGGAGCAAUGAAAGAGGAUUCGGGAAUGCAAGAUACACCAUACAAUGAGCAUAUCCUGGUGGAGCAGUUGUACAUGUGUGUGGAGUUCCUUUGGAAGUCUGAGCGGUAUGAACUCAUCGCUGAUGUCAACAAGCCCAUCAUUGCUGUCUUUGAGAAGCAGCGGGACUUCAAAAAACUGUCGGAUCUCUACUAUGACAUUCACCGGUCCUAUCUGAAAGUGGCGGAAGUCGUCAAUUCCGAGAAGCGGCUCUUUGGUCGCUACUACCGAGUGGCAUUUUAUGGGCAGGGAUUCUUUGAGGAGGAAGAAGGUAAAGAGUAUAUUUACAAAGAACCAAAGCUGACGGGUCUGUCUGAGAUUUCCCAGAGACUGCUCAAACUCUAUGCAGAUAAAUUCGGAGCGGACAAUGUGAAGAUCAUCCAGGACUCCAACAAGGUCAACCCUAAGGAUCUGGACCCAAAAUAUGCCUACAUCCAAGUGACCUAUGUCACGCCGUUCUUUGAGGAAAAGGAAAUAGAGGACCGGAGGACAGAUUUCGAAAUGCACCAUAACAUCAACCGAUUUGUCUUCGAGACGCCCUUCACGCUGUCGGGCAAGAAGCACGGCGGAGUGGCGGAACAGUGCAAGCGCAGGACUGUCCUGACAACGAGCCACUUGUUCCCUUAUGUGAAGAAGAGAAUACAGGUCAUUAGCCAGUCAAGCACAGAACUGAAUCCUAUCGAAGUGGCCAUUGAUGAGAUGUCCAAGAAGGUUUCUGAGCUCACCCAGCUCUGCACAAUGGAAGAGGUGGACAUGAUCCGACUGCAGCUCAAACUCCAAGGAAGCGUCAGCGUGAAAGUCAAUGCUGGACCAAUGGCCUAUGCCCGAGCUUUUCUUGAAGAAACCAAUGCAAAGAAAUACCCUGACAACCAAGUAAAGCUUUUAAAGGAAAUCUUCAGGCAGUUUGCAGAUGUGUGUGGGCAGGCCCUUGAUGUGAAUGAGCGCCUCAUCAAGGAGGACCAGCUGGAGUACCAGGAAGAGCUGAGGUCGCAUUACAAGGACAUGCUCAGCGAACUGUCCUCGGUCAUGAACGAGCAGCUCUGUCACGGUCCGUGUUUAUACAGCUUCUGUUCCUCUGUGUCUAGUAUUUCCCUCAGUACUGUGAGCAAAAGUGAUUGUGGGCAGGGACGACCCACCAAGGCGCGGAGUGGAGCGAACUUGCACUCGAGUAACUAGCAAGACAACCCCAGCGCCACCCACUGUCUCUGUGUCCAGUGCCGAAGUCUGAGGGAAGGACUGUGCGUCAGACACACCUCUCAGAGAGCCUUCGGCAUCUGCAGCUGAUCUCGGGGAAGAGAAAGAUAGAUCUAAUUUAUUUGUGGUUUUUAUGGUGUUGAUGUUUACCUCGCUAGCUUGAGAAUUUCCCCAGCCUCUGAAUUUGCACAUUUCAUAGGAUUAUUUUUCUUUGAGCAGUGUUGAUCAAGCCAAGCUAAGUGUUUGCCAUGAAAUUCCAAUGAAUGUGGAGCUCAAAGCAAAUCCUGUGUUUGCUCAGUUAAACGCUCAAUGCCCAGUCCCGGUACACAUGUUUUAAAGGUCAAAGUGAAUGUUUUUGUAACAUUGAAGCAUAUUUCACAUGUAAAUAGAAGAUUGUAAAAUAUAUGGUUUUUACCAAAUUUAAAAGAACCUUUUUAGUUAAUACUCAUGACAAUGCUAAAAUUGUAUGAAUAACAUUUCAAAUACCGUUCUAUUAAAAUAUUUGUGUAUGUGUACAAAAGUGUUGAUAAAUACUAAUCUUUAAAGUUUGUGGAGUUCCUUUAUUUGUAAUAUAUGUGCUCUUAAAGGCAAUUGGGACGUGAAAUUAUAGAAGUAUUUUGUUGUUGUUAAUAAAAAUAAAACAUUUGGUUAAUUUGCA